AAUCCCCCUUUAAUUUCCCAUGACUCCGCGCGUCCUCAAGCCCCGCCCCCAGUUCCCCAGCCCCGCCCCGAAGUUUGAGGGGUGUGGACGGUUUGUGACCCCCUUAGCCGACCCUACCCCUCACGGGCCGGGAGAGCUGGGCUUAUCACGGAGGCCAGGGCCAGGCAGCCCUUCGGUUCAGGUGGGCCCAUGGACCCCAGUCCAACGCCGCGGGAAUAGGACCAUCCAAACGCGAAACCUUCGCCUCAGAAAAAGGGUGCGGGACCCCUCCUCACCGUGGGGUCACGGUACGGACAGGGUAGAUCACAGGCUGAGGGACAGAGUAAAGACCUCUCAGACCGGACACCUGGGGUCCUGCUGGGCCCCUCCCCACGAGAGUUCCCUGUGUCUGUGCCAGCCGUUUUCGUCUUUCUUCGCCGCAGUUUCCUUUUCUGUAAAUCAUGGUUCAUGACAUUAACCUUCUUGCCAUCAGGGGUUAGUUGUGGGUGUGAUAAAUAAUUGCUACCAUUUAUUGAGCAAUUGCAAUUUGCACUGUGCCAGGCACUGUGCUAAGUAUUUUGCUUCGAUGAUUUCACGUCAUCUUCAAAACAACCUCAUGAGAUAUUCUUUGAGCAACUACUGGAGCAUUAUAUUGGACACUUCAGUACCAAGAGAAAUACAUACGAUCCUUGUCUACCAGGAGUCUAAUAGAGAGAUGGAGAGGGCUGGGUCAGUUAGAACCUAAACAAACUAGAGACCUGGUUGCAACCCCUCAGGCUCUGCUGAUGCUGUCCCCCUUUGUUCCUGCAGCGUGGACCCUGCCGGCAGCCAGGCCAUGGAGCUCUCUGAUGUCACCCUCAUUGAGGGUGUGGGUAAUGAGGUGAUGGUGGUGGCAGGUGUGGUGGUGCUGAUUCUAGCCUUGGUCCUAGCUUGGCUCUCUACCUACGUAGCAGACAGCGGUAGCAACCAGCUCCUGGGCGCCAUUGUGUCAGCAGGUGACACAUCCGUCCUCCACCUGGGGCAUGUGGACCACCUGGUGGCAGGCCAAGGCAACCCUGAGCCAACUGAACUCCCCCAUCCAUCAGAGGGUAAUGAUGAGAAGUCUGAAGAGGCUGGUGAAGGUCAGGGAGACUCCACAGGGGAAGCUGGAGCUGGGGGUGGUAUUGAACCCAGCCUUGAGCAUCUCCUUGACAUCCAAGGCCUGCCCAAAAGACAAGCAGGUGCAGACAGCAGCAGUCCAGAGGCCCCCCUGAGAUCUGAGGAUAGCACCUGCCUCCCUCCCAGCCCUGGCCUCAUCACUGUACGGCUCAAAUUCCUCAAUGAUACCGAGGAGCUGGCUGUGGCUAGGCCAGAGGAUACCGUGGGUGCCCUGAAGAGCAAAUACUUCCCUGGACAAGAAAGCCACAUGAAACUGAUCUACCAGGGCCGCCUGCUACAGGACCCAGCCUGCACACUGCGUUCUCUGAACAUUACUGACAACUGUGUGAUUCACUGCCACCGCUCACCCCCAGGGUCAGCUGUUCCAGGCCCCUCAGCCUCCUUGGCCCCCUCAGCCACUGAGCCACCCAGCCUUGGUGUCAAUGUGGGCAGCCUCAUGGUGCCUGUCUUUGUGGUGCUAUUGGGUGUGGUCUGGUACUUCCGAAUCAAUUACCGCCAAUUCUUCACAGCACCUGCCACUGUCUCCCUGGUGGGAGUCACCGUCUUUUUCAGCUUCCUAGUAUUUGGGAUGUAUGGACGAUAAGGACAUAGGAAGAAAAUGAAAGGCAUGGUCUUCCUCCUUUACGGCCUCCCCCCUUUUCCUGGCCAGAGCUGGGCCCAAGGGCCUGGGAGGGAGGGGUGGAAAGGAUGUGAUGGAAAUCUCCUCCAUAGGACACAGGAGGCAGGUACGGGGCCUCCCCUUCUCGUCCAUAGGAGUACAGACGUCCCUUCUGUGCAAGCACAACUCAGGUAGAAAUGAGGAUGUCAUCUUCCUUCACUUUUAGGGUCCUCCUGAAGGAGUUCAAAGCUGCUGGCCAAGCUCAGUGGGGAGCCUGGGCUCUGAGAUUCCCUCCCACCUGUGGUCCUCGCUCUUCCCAGUGUCCUGCAUGUCUGCCCCCAGCACCCAGGGCUGCCUGCCUGGGCAGCUCAGCAUGGCCCCAGCACACCUCCAUAGGAAUCCUGGAGUAUCCUUCCAUUUCUCAGCCAAAUACCUUUUGAGACUGAAAUCACACAGGCGGGAAUGAAGAUUGCGCCAGCCUUCUCUUAAGGGCACCUAGCUGCCUUCACCUUCUCCCUCUACCCCUUGGCAGGAAUAGGGUGUCCUCCCUUCUUUCAAAGCACUUUGCUUGCAUUUUAUUUUUUUAAGAGUCCUUCAUAGAGCUCAGUCAGGAAGGGGACAGGACACCAAGCCAAGCCCCCAGCAUUGGGAGCGGCCAGGCCACAGCUGCCGCUCCUGUAGGCCUCAGGCUGUAAGCAAGAGACAGUACUGGCCCUUGGCCAGCGUCCUACCCUUCCCAAUUCCAAGGACUGGGUAUGGAUCGCUGGGCCCUAGGCUCCUGCUUCUGGGGCUAUUGGAGGGUCAGUGUCUGUGACUGAAUAAAGUUCCCUUUUGUGGUCCUG
Chlorocebus sabaeus (green monkey) is the source of this 2577-nucleotide messenger RNA. RefSeq names its product transmembrane and ubiquitin like domain containing 2 (gene TMUB2). The record is from RefSeq and is a predicted model, not a curated record. Gene Ontology annotation, biological process: ERAD pathway. NCBI's taxonomy places the organism in Eukaryota, Metazoa, Chordata, Mammalia, Primates, Cercopithecidae. Gene Ontology annotation, molecular function: protein binding.